AACUUGAUUCGGUGUCAAAUUUUGGCUUAUGUCAAGUUUUUGUUUUCUUCUCCGCAUUUCGUUCUUUCUUCCAGCUUUGUUUUCCCCUUUCUCAUUUUCAGACCCAAUUCAUGGACUCUUGGCAGUCUUCAUCUCAUGUUCUGCUACUUGCUUCAAAGCAUUUACAAUAGGAGUUAGACAGCAGAUAAUACAACUUCCAGAGUUCUGUACAGAACAUGAUAGACCGUUGAAAAACCACACACCAUUAAAACUGGGGACUGGGAGGACGACAAUGAAGACCUGCCAGAAUGUGUAAUAUUACUGUAUACUGAUUCUUUUCCCUUUGCUGCAGUAGAAUUGAAAGUCGUAACUCUUUUAGUUUGAGUGAUGUCAGUCUCAUCAUCAGCCACGGACAUUGCCAACAACGAAGAUCUUCUAUCCCAAAUCCUUGUUCGAUUACCCCCAAAAUCCCUCCUUUGCUUCAAAUGUGUGUCCAAACAGUGGCUUUCUCUCAUUUCCAGUCCCGAAUUCAUUGUCGCCCACAUCCGCUGGAGAGGCAUCGCUUCCCCUUCUGGCCUACUCUUAAACAAUGACUACUUGCACACUCCGGAGUUCCACUAUGUUCCUCUGACACACAAUAAUCCCUCUGAACUCACUGCCCCUCCAUAUCUGAGCUACCUUGGUGCCCCUCGGAUCAAGAUCCUACAGUCUUGUAAUGGUUUGCUCUUGUGUUCUUCGGCCUACCUAAAAAAUGAUCCAAAUUAUGAACUCAAAUACUCUGAUGACUUCACGCAGACAGAGGAUGAUGUUCUCUUGCCAGAUAUAUGGCAUGUUAUCCCAACAAUCUCAAACUCCUGCAGUCAAACAAGAAUCCAUUAUUCUGGUUUCAGAUUCUACGUCUGCAAUCCCACCACCAGGCAAUUCAAGACCCUUUCUUUUCCUUUCUUUCAGUACCACAUACUUGCUAUAAAUCUGGCUUUUGAUCCUUUGCAUUCACCGUACUUCAAAAUAGUGUGUGUACUUAGGAAGAAUCUGGAUACUUAUAUACUUCACCUAUAUAAUUCUGAGACCAAAACUUGGAAACCAUCUUCAAUAUCUUUUAAUGCACCCAGGACAAUAUACUUCCGUGAACCUGUGUUCUGCAGGCGAGCAAUUCACUGGUAUAGUUCCCAGCAGACUUCUCUUUACUUUGAUGUGGACAAAGAGUGCUUGAAUCCAAUGCCUAUGCCCCACUCUUCGAUAUAUGGAACUGUCAAUUAUUUUGGGGAGUCUCGAGGCCAUCUGCAUCUGGUAAUGUCAACAACCUCUAUUCUAGAACUCGAUGUGUUUGAGUUGGAGAAAGAUUACUCUGUAUGGUCAGUGAGGUACCAUAUCAAUCUUGACACCAUAAGAGCUACACUCCGUGGUAUGUGUGGCUUUUCCAGCGACCCGUCCCUUGCUUCAGUACUGAGAGUUACUCGUGUAGAAAAGGAAGGGGAAUCAGAGGCGGUGGUAUUUAUGUUUGGUAUGGAAUGUAUAGUUGUAUCUUGCAAUUUGAGUGAUGGGACGCUUAAAAUACAUACGGGUUUUGUUCCUUCUCAGGAAGCUGUUCACGAUUUAAAGCUCCUCCAUUCCUACACAGACGCCUUUCCAUUCAUAGAGACUCUGUCUCCCAUAUAAAGCACAUAAACUCACAUAAACUCUCUGCAGCUCUUUUGCUUGUGUAUGUAAUUGUUUCAUCUUGUUAAAGUUGAGAGUUGGCUUUUGCCAAACAGUAUCAUUGUUGUUUAUGUUAAGCAAUAAGCAUGAUUAAUACCUACGACUUCAAUGAUUUGAAGUACAUGGAAGAGUGCUUUUGCACUAAUGAAAUUCA
Rosa rugosa (rugosa rose) is the source of this 1831-nucleotide messenger RNA. RefSeq names its product F-box protein At5g07610-like. The transcript has 3 exons. Gene Ontology annotation, molecular function: protein binding. Bases 367 to 1638 code for a protein of 423 amino acids. Lineage: Eukaryota; Viridiplantae; Streptophyta; Magnoliopsida; Rosales; Rosaceae. The record is from RefSeq and is a predicted model, not a curated record.